AUGUCUACCAUCAACAUCGUUAAAUACUACUUCCACAAGGCCAAUGUACCCGGAACGGAAGCAAGAAUGCGUCAACUGAUCGCGUUGGCAUAUCAGACAGCAAGAGACAAGGAGCUCUAUCCUCAAGCGGUAUUUGUCCGAAGCGAGGUUCACCUCACGACCACUAUCAACGGCAGACGGCAAAAGGAUCCUCGAGGAGCCCAUGUGACCUUUAGUUACAAAAGCCAAGAUCAUCUUGGUCGUGAAACUCAUGUUGCCUGCCAUGGCUAUGUCAAAGACCCGGAGACUCUGGAAUUCAAAGAGGCAACUCACGCAGACGAGAAGCCCGAUUCAAUAAAAAAACAGUCGGGGAAAGCGGUCUGGCCAGGCGCGGCCCAGCUCUGGGAAGCUCCGGAAGUGGGUUAUGGUCACCUGCCCGAGAAAUAA
This is a messenger RNA of Colletotrichum abscissum, 426 nucleotides long. RefSeq lists its product as uncharacterized. The transcript has 2 exons. The coding region runs from base 1 to 426 and encodes 141 amino acids. The record is from RefSeq and is a predicted model, not a curated record. NCBI's taxonomy places the organism in Eukaryota, Fungi, Ascomycota, Sordariomycetes, Glomerellales, Glomerellaceae.